This is a messenger RNA of Cricetulus griseus (Chinese hamster), 3287 nucleotides long. The record is from RefSeq and is a predicted model, not a curated record. NCBI's taxonomy places the organism in Eukaryota, Metazoa, Chordata, Mammalia, Rodentia, Cricetidae.
UGACUUCAUCUGCUCCUCCCCACACGGAAGGGGUGGAACCGUUCCCUCCUCUUCUCCCUCCUCCCUCUCCAGCGGCCACCAGGGACCCUGAGAUCCACCAGCCCAGGACCCCACGGCCAGGUCUGCUGCACCACCCUCUGGGAUCUCCUGCAGCAGGGGACACUCUGGGCAGGAGGCUGCUGUUGCAGAACAUGUCUCCACCUGUCCCAGCCUCUGUGGCUCCAGGCUUCAUCCUCCCUCAUCCAUGGCCAACCCAGACCCAUCACUCCAUGGUGCCUUAAACCUUCUAAGAGCAGUGGAAAGGGACAGGCUGGUCCAUCUGAAAGACAAGCUGGGGAGUCUGAAUCCAGGCAGCCAGGAGUCCAAGCUUCUUCACGCCAUGGUGCUCUUGGUUCUGGGCCAGAACACUGAGGCCAGGACCUCUUUGGAGUCCUUGAAGGCAGACACAGUGGCCCAGCUGAUAGCCUGCCAGUGGAUAGGUGUGGACAGCACAGAAGGCCCUGAGGAGCCUCCAGAUUUGUCCUGGUCCGUGGCUCGCCUGUACCACCUGCUGGCUGAAGAGAACCUUUGUCCUGCUUCCACAAGGGACAUGGCUUACCAGGUGGCCCUCCAUGACCUCGCCUCUCAGGGUAACCACUUGCUGGGCCAACUCCAGAAGGAGGCCCGGGAUCGGUGUAGUUCAGACAUCAUGGGGGACCACUGUGGCUUCCAGCCACUCCAUUCUGAUCAGGGUUGCCUGCCUCCUUCUUCAGCAUCCCCUUCAGUAACUAGAAGCCAGCCUCGACCCAUUGACACAUCAGACUGGAGCCAGGGACAUUCUCUACACUCUACCAGCAGCAUCGCUUCACUGGCUAGCCACCUGGAGAUCAGCCAGUCACCCACUAUGCCCUUCCUCUGUCCACACCGUGGAACCCAUGGGCCCAGCAAGCUCUGUGACACACCCCCAGCUUCCCCUGAGCCUCAGCUUGUCCCUGCAGGCUGCCAAGAACCUGAAGAAGUGAGCUGGCCCCUGUCAGUGGACACCAGCGUCCCCGUCCCCUUGGGGUCACUACACAGAACUGGGGUCCCAGAGGUGUCCCCUGAGGUGGCUUCAGCCAUCCACCCUGACUCUCUGGCUGCUCCAGACACGAGUGUCCACUGCCCGGUUGAAUGCACAGAGGCGUCUGUAGGCUCCCAGUCUCUCCUGCCACCCACCACGGAAGGCAUUGGAAAGCAGCCGUCUAUCACCGAUCAGAUGUCACCCCCGGGCUCUGUAGGAGAUGACAGUCUGCAGAACACCACAUCUAGCCCCGCUGCCCAGCUACAGUCCCCCCAGUUCUCUACUACACUGCCUCCUCCCCCUCUGCCCUCUGCUUCCUUCCCCAGCAGCUGUCCUGUCCCCCCAGCCUCCAUGCCCCCCAUUCUGGACCACUUGGAAACAUCUGAGCAGAAAUUCUAUAACUUUGUGGUUAUCCAUGCCAGGGCUGACGAGCAUGUGGCCCUACGUAUCCGGGAGAAGCUAGAGACCCUUGGGGUGCCCGAUGGGGCCACCUUCUGUGAGGAAUUUCAGGUGCCUGGGCGUGGUGAGCUGCAUUGUCUCCAAGAUGCUAUCGACCACUCUGGGUAUACGAUCCUGCUUCUGACCACCAACUUUGAUUGUCGUCUGAGCCUGCACCAAGUCAACCACGCCCUUAUGAACAGCCUCACGAAAUCAGGAAGGCAAGACUGUGUGAUCCCCCUCCUCCCACUGGAGUGCUCCCAGGCCCAGCUCAGCCCCAACACGACCAGCUUGCUCCACAGCCUUGUGUGGCUGGAUGAACACUCCCCUAUCUUUGCCAGGAAGGUGGCAAACACCUUCAAAUCACAGAAGCUCCAGGCAUACCGGAUACGUUGGAAGAAAGAGCAGGAGACCAGAGCCCUCAAGGAGCAGAGCACACAGCUGGAGGCCGAGCGGCAAAGGGUGGCUGCCAUGUCUGCUGCCUACUCAACCUAUGUCCACAGCUACAGCGCCUGGCAAGCACAGAUGGACAGCCUGCAGAUGGCCUUCGGGAAGGACUUGUCACUGGGGGCCCCUACACCCUUCCCCAGUUGGCUGGGAUGUCCACAGCUAACACCUUCACAACUAUGGCAGGGGGGCACCCCGGGUUCCCCCCCUUUCCCGCAGCCUCCAGUCUCUUUCCCCCAGCAGCCUCCGUCUUUCCCCCAGCAGCCUCCGUCUUUCCCGCAGCAGCCUCCGUCUUUCUCGCAGCCUCCAGUCUCUUCCCCGCAGUCCCCACCCUUCCCAUCGGCCUCCCCUGCAGCCACCCAGACUCCAGGACCUCUCAUUAUUCAUCAUGCCCAGAUGGUUCAGUUGGGGGUCAACAACCACAUGUGGGGCCAGACAGGGACCCAGUCGACCAAUGACAAGACUGAGUGUGAGGACCCCUGCUUGGGCCCUCCGAGUGACCAGGGGGGACCCCUGCUUGAGAGUGAUCGUGUUGGAGCCCACUUAGAUUCCUAACAUGACCAGGCUGAACCCAACCUAGACUGCUAGAGUGGCCAAGCUGGACUUCACCUGAGUCACCAAAGCGACAGUGGGAGAGGGGAACCUUGCCUGGGCCUACACAGCGGCCAUGAAUUGGACCCCAGAGGCCAGGAAGACCUCGCCUGUAAACGCAGGGCCUGGAAAAACAUCCAGAACCCUAUUGAACAUUGGACAAGACUCUGGGACCCCAACCCGCACCCUCUAGGUGGACAGACCGCUAAGGAGCCAUAGGCUCCUCCAAGGUGCCCCCAGCGGCCACGUGACCCUCAUCCACCGUGGCACGUACAGUCUCUGGGGAGGAUGUGGUGCUGGGGCAAUGGAGAGGGUUUAUAAUAGCUGAGGGUUUAUAAGCUGAGUCACGAGCCGGCGCCCUCACCCACCACCUCCUAGAGAAGAGACUCAGCUCCACCAGGACUGGAAUAGAAUAGGAGCUCCAUCCGGCUCCCUGAAUGACAGGAACCGGAAUCUGUGGAUGCAUUCUCAUCCCAUUGGACAGCGUGGACCACGUGGCCUUCUGCUGCAAGGGACUCUGGGAAACGUAGUUUAUUUUGUGGGCGGCCAUAUCCCAGGAAACCUUGCAGUGUUAGGAAAGGAGAACACUGGGGAGUUACUGGUGGUGUUGAUUGCUUUUGUGAAUUUAUUUAUGUAGUGUAUGUGUGCCAGGAAUGUGUGGCGAUUGUAAGACAACCUGUUUGAGCCGGUCCUCCUCCUCCAUGUGGGUCACUGGGAUAGACAUGUCAAACCCAUUCUCACAUUAAAAGGUUUAUUAUUUUUUUAACAUCUA